GGUACAAGAGUGGUUUAGUAUAUGGGUCUCUGAUUCUUGCAAUGAACUUUGAAAGUAAAAGUAGCGUGACAAUCAUGGGCGAGCAAGACCAAUCCCCUGAGAGUUCUUGUGAUGACGGAAACUCUGACGGCCAGAUUCUUGAAAACUCACCUCAGAAAACAAAGAAGAUUGAUCGGAUCAGUGAGCUACCUGACUCUCUUAUUGUCCAAAUUCUUUCUCUAAUACCCAUAACGGAUGCCUGCCGAACGACUAUUCUCUCCAAACGUUGGGAAAACCUUUGGACUUCUAUCGACAACGUCAUUUAUGAGAACGAGGUGAAGUACAAUUGUUCAGACAGCUUGACAGUGCACAAAUUCAUUUCCUUCACGGACAAUGUACUACCUCUCCUUAGUCGCUCUAGCAUUAAAAAGUUCAGUCUAGAUUUCGCAUUUGACUAUGAUUAUGGCGUGUCUUAUAGUCACAAAAUUGACAAGUGGCUUGAAUUUGCUCUGAAUAAAAAAGUGGAGGAUCUUUACCUGAAUAUAUGUUAUACUGAUGAACCGAGUGAAGAUGACCAACCCUAUAGCUUGUCACAAGUUCUCUGCGGCAACUCAUCAAUUCUAAAACUCGAUUGCAGGAAUUGUAGAAUAUCAGAAGAUUGUGUACUAAAUUGGACAUCCCUGAAGAGUUUGACGUUGGGAUAUUUGUUUCUCCAGGAUGAACACAUUGAACAAAUAAUGUCAAAUUGUCCUCAGUUGGAAUCUUUGAAGCUAUGUGGCUUUUGUGGUUUAAAUCGUUUGCACAUAUCCUCUCCAAAAUGUAGGCAACUGCAAUUGAUCGAUCACGAUCAUCCUGUCGGAGAUUGGGGUUCAGUUGAAGGUGAUUGUCGCUUCGAAAUUGUUGCUCCAUAUGUUCAAUAUUUAGAGAUUUCUGGGGAUUUCAAUCAUAUGGAAAUUAGGCUCAGGGACUUGUCAUCCUUGGUCCAUACCGAUCUUACUUUCUGCCGCGAUGAAUAUGGCGUACCUGAUCAAACCAUAGUGAAAGAUCUUUUUCUAGGCGUACGUUGUGCUAAUGAGCUAAUGGUCUCUUCCUGGUUUAUCAAGGUGAUUUCAGAUUUGCUGUUCGAAGAGGACGGCGUGUCCUUACCAUUGCUGGAGUGCAAAUGCUUGACGAUAAGUUCUCGUAUUACAAAAUUUUGCUUCCCCGGUAUAGACGGCCUCUUAAGGUCGACUCCUUAUCUGGAGAAUUUGAUGAUAUAUCCUGAUAGGCCGUACUGCAAAUGUUUCCUGGAUGAAGCCGUUACUUUGUGGGGACUAAACUACCUCUCCUCGCAAGAAAAUAUAUUCAAAGUUUUCUUACAGAAUUUGAAGAACGUGAAGGUUUCUUCAAACUGUUGUAGUUGUCUCGAUAGAGCUGACACAACAGAGCUCCUUACAGAAUUCUUGAAGUCUUUGCUUGAGCAUGCAAAAAAUCUUGAGAAACUGGUUAUAGCGCCAGUGCAUGAGGGAUGCAAUAUCUCUUCAACAAAUAUCUCAAAAGUGAUAAAGAAUUUGUUAGCUUUUCCAGGAGCUUCUAAUAAUGCAGUGGUUUCCUUAGGAUCAGUCUCCGGUGUUGACUUUCCUGGGGAGUAGGAAUUUUUAUAUUGAUCUUUUUUGUUCUCCAGAGUAUUUUGUUCAACUAUUUUUUGAACUCUUAUAUCUUCGUAUGCUGUCAGUGCAAAGAAUUGUUGACCAUCAAGUUACUAAAUAACUGAUAGAGAAGAUAAGUAAUCUGCUCAGAUUGAUUAAACUAUUGUCAUAGUGUAAAUUCGAAACUGUUUUGCAUUAUCGAUGUAUAGUGUAAGUCCUAUUUGAU
Molecule: messenger RNA, 1833 nt
Organism: Lycium ferocissimum
Lineage: Eukaryota; Viridiplantae; Streptophyta; Magnoliopsida; Solanales; Solanaceae
Product: putative F-box protein At1g49610
Exons: 4
Coding region: 42-1610 (522 amino acids)
Molecular function (GO): protein binding
Source: RefSeq, a predicted model, not a curated record